Messenger RNA from Parasteatoda tepidariorum (common house spider), 345 nucleotides. The record is from RefSeq and is a predicted model, not a curated record. NCBI's taxonomy places the organism in Eukaryota, Metazoa, Arthropoda, Arachnida, Araneae, Theridiidae.
AUGUCCGACCUCUCUGACCUUAAAAGAGGCAAGAUAAUCGGAGCUCGCCUGGCUGGAGCGUCCGUGUCCAGAGCAACGGAACUUGUAGGUGUUUCAAGGACCACUGUAUCAAGGACUCUGUCGACAUACACAGAGUUGGGUAAAGUGUCUUCGGCGAGGCACAACAGCGGCAGGAAGUCGAAGUUGUCAGACCGUGAUAGACGGGUGUUGAAGAGGAUAGUCGCUCGAAAACGUAAGACUACACUGCCGGUGAUAACAUCCGAGAUGAAUACCCACCUUGAGAACCCUGUAUCCAUGAAAACUAUUCAACGGGAGUUACGUGCUGCUAACAUUCAUGGCAGGUAG